UAUUAUUUUAUUAUUAUUAACAUACCCACACACAUAAUACAGGCUUACAUGCACACAUACAGUAGGCUACACCAGUCAUUGAGGAGAGGUAUAGAUGUCGAUGUAGGAUACAUUUGGAAAAUAUUAGGCUGUUAUUCCAGUGAUUUCAAUUUCAAUUAUUUCUGUAGCUUGAGAUUUUAGUAAUGGCAUGAUAACUGCAUAACAUAUGUAAGCCUUAAUAUGGGACGACAAGCCAGUGAUGUAUUUGUUUGUUUUCUUCCCUCAAGCAAGAAGGAUAGCCUAGUUCCCUAAAUUGAUGAAGUCCUAAUCGUUUUAAUGCCAUCCUCUUGCAUACCUGUGCGUACUUGUUUAUCCUCCUGGGGCACUCUUAACAUGAGUUGGAAUUGAUUGCAUCAAGAUAAUGGAGGCCUAUCCCUUUCUGUCCAACCUUAUCUAUCUCUUUGUUUCUGUUAUUACCCCUCACCCCAGUCUUUUUCUCUUCCCCUCUCUGUUUCUAUCUCCCUCUCUCUCUCUCUCUCAUGCGGUUGACUGCGCUUUAGUGGAGAGCUCUUUAGUGGAGAGAUGUGUGCAGUCAGCGAUGGCUUUGCCAGUUGCCGUGCUGAUGUGGCAGUUUGCACCCUGCAUUUUCCAACUCCAUGGAUACCAGGGAAUUUAGGAGGGGGUGUCCCUGGCGCGUGCCAACAGUAACUCCUUUGCUCAUCGUGGGGAGCUCCGCCAGGCCAAGAGGAUUGUGGUCAAACUGGGGAGCGCCGUGGUAACCCGGGGUGACGAGUGCGGCCUGGCGCUGGGCAGGCUGGCCUCCGUCGUGGAGCAGGUGGCCAUGCUACAGAACCAGGGCAGAGAGAUGAUGAUCGUCACCAGCGGUGCGGUGGCCUUCGGCAAGCAGAGACUGAGGCACGAGAUCCUGCUCUCCCAGAGUGUCCGACAGGCCCUGCACUCUGGACAGAAUCAGCUCAAAGACAUGUCAGUACCAGUUCUGGAGGCGCGGGCCUGUGCGGCAGCUGGACAGAGUGGCCUGAUGGCCCUGUAUGAGGCCAUGUUCACGCAGUAUAGCACAUGCACUGCACAGGUCCUAGUCACCAACUUGGACUUCCACGACGACCAGAAGCGGCGGAACCUAAACAGCACACUGCAGGAGCUGCUCCGCAUGAACAUUGUGCCCAUCAUCAACACCAACGACGCCGUGGUGCCCCCACCCGAGCCCAACAGCGACCUCCAGGGGGUAAACGUCAUCAGUAUAAAGGACAAUGACAGUCUGGCUGCACGCCUGGCCGUGGAGAUGAAGGCAGACCUGCUCAUCGCUCUCUCUGACGUAGAAGGACUGUACGACAGCCCUCCUGGAACGGAUGACGCCAAACUCAUUGACAUCUUCUACCCUGGUGACCAGCAGUCGAUCACCUAUGGGACAAAAUCCAGGGUGGGGAUAGGAGGCAUGGAGGCAAAGGUAAAGGCUGCCCUGUGGGCCUUACAGGGGGGCACAUCAGUAGUCAUCGCCAACGGCACCCACCCCAAGGUGACGGGCCACGUGAUCACUGACAUCGUGGAGGGCAAGAAAGUGGGCACCUUCUUCUCCGAGGUCAAACCUGCCGGCCCCACCGUGGAGCAGCAGACUGAGCUGGCCCGGAACUCAGGCAGAACCCUGGCAGCCCUGCACCCAGACCAGAGACGUGAGAUCAUCUGUUACCUGGCGGACCUGCUGGUUGAGAAGAAAGAGGAGAUCCUUGCUGCUAACAAGGUGGACAUGGACCUAGCAGUCAAUGCAGGCCAGUUGUCGUCAGCCCUGCUCAAUCGUCUGAGCCUGUCCCCGGCCAAGCUAAACAGCCUGGCUAUAGGUCUGAGACAGAUAGCUGUGGCCUCUCAGGACAGUGUGGGCAGAGUGCUGCGUAGGACCAGAGUAGCCCACAACUUAGAGCUGGAGCAGAUCACUGUGCCCAUAGGAGUACUGCUGGUCAUCUUCGAGGCCCGCCCCGACUGCCUGCCACAGGUAUCAGCUCUAGCCAUAGCCAGCGGUAAUGCUCUGCUGGCGAAGGGGGGUAAGGAAGCAGCCAACACCAACCGCGUCUUACAUGAGCUGACCCAGGAAGCACUGGACAUCCACGGGGUCAAAGAGGCUGUACAGCUGGUGAGUACCCGUGAGGAGGUGGAGGACCUGUGUAGACUAGAUAAGAUGAUAGACCUGAUCAUCCCGCGAGGCUCUUCCCAGCUGGUCAGGAACAUCCAGAGAGCAGCCAAGAGCAUCCCAGUGCUGGGCCACAGUGAGGGCAUCUGCCACGUCUACAUCGACUCAGAGGCCACCAUCGACAAGGUCAUCAAGAUCGUCAGAGACUCUAAAUGUGACUACCCUGCGGCCUGCAAUGCUAUGGAAACGCUGUUGGUGCACAGGGACAUCCUCAGGACCACUCUGUUUGACCAGAUCAUAGACAUGCUCCGCACCGAACGGGUGAAGAUCCACGCUGGCCCCAGGUUCGCCUCCUACCUGACCUUUAGCCCAUCGGAGGUCAAGUCUCUGAGGACAGAGUACGGGGAUCUGGAGUGCUGCAUCGAGGUGGUGGACAGCAUGCAGGAGGCUAUAGAUCAUAUCCACAGAUAUGGCAGCUCCCACACCGACGUCAUUGUUACCGAAAACGAGGACACAGCGGAGCAGUUCCUGCAGCAGCUGGACAGUGCUUGUGUGUUCUGGAACGCCAGUUCACGAUUCGCAGAUGGAUACCGCUUCGGACUGGGUGCUGAGGUGGGCAUCAGUACAGCUCGUAUCCAUGCCCGGGGUCCCGUGGGCCUGGACGGUCUCCUCACCACCAAGUGGGUCCUGAGAGGAGACGGUCACACCGCAGCAGACUUUUCUGAACACGGCACCAUGAAGUACCUCCACGAGAACCUGCCAGUUACACAGCCACAGCCCAGACAGAUGGCUGCCCAGAGUGAGGACUGACAGGGGAGGUCCACAUAGAGACACACUCAACCACUUCCCAGAGAGAGAAGCUAUCCCCUGCUACCAAAAAAACACUCCCGUUGUCUUAUUCAUUCAGUCUGGAUCAGAGUUUACAUCAAUUUUAAUUCUACCUCGGCUCUCAAAAGUUUAAUUGCGGUGUUUACCUCACUCAGUAUUCCAGUCGCUGCUUGUUCAUGGGCCCUGCCUGUGACCAAGCAGUGAAUCAACUCAUUAUUGGUAACAUUGACCCUGUUGGACUGUAGAAGGUCUCACAUCCUUGGUUCAGACCUUAAUUGGUGUAGAAGAUCUUAUGCGCAAUAGUGAUGAGUUUGGUACGUAUGCUCUCCAGGACCCACACUUAAUGGGAAUUUUCGCUUAAGCUAGUUUACAUCAGAGUUAUUAUCACUAUCAAGAGGUUUCCCCCUUGGUUUUAGUUCCUGUUGAUUGGUCUGUUGUGCUAUACACUUAUGAAUGGCUGCUCAAUCAGGUGAGACCCUUACCCUCAAAGUAUUGAUUUGGUCUCACACAAGAGACUAACAUUUACAUUUAGUCUAAUUGAUUGAUUGAUUGAAUUUAUUAGAUAUAAGGGCACUCCAGCCGGUGACGCCUCCACAUACAAUUGAAGAAAAUCAUCAAGGAUAACACAAUAAAGUUUAAAAGCUUAUUUCCAUUGUGGUCCUUCAAUUAGAAGUGAUACAAUUGCACAACCAAACAGUGUUUAUGCUUGGUUUAAGGCUAAACCUAAUUUGGGAGAGGUACUGAUGUGUCAUUAAAUAGUGCUUGAAGUAUAGGUCUUCAUGGUCACAAAUUGUAUGAAUUGCUAUUAACAUUACUACUGCAAUCCUUAUUUAUAUGCAGUUAAAUGACUAGUGAUUAACCACUGGAUAAACAAUAUUUAAUAGUCUUAAAUGUCUUAUAAUAAAAAUAUGAGAUGAAUGAAUAAGAAAGAAAUUGAUCUGAUCUGAUUCAUAAGCAUUCAAGUUAGAUUUUAUAUAUAAGACUUUAUGUUCUUCUUUUGAAUACAAAUGAUUUAUUCUCCUGCUUUUGCUUUUUUCAUGAUGUCUAUUUAUGUGGAAUUUACAGUGCCCAGAGCCUCUGUCAGAAACAAGAGCAGUAAUUGACAAGCUGCUUCCCAUCUCAUCCGAGGGACUACUGCCUUAAGAUACAGUGCUGCUGUAACAUUCCAGCUUAUGAGCUUUAUAUCUGAUGUCAAGUAACGCACACUACAGAUCAGUUCAAGUGUUUAGUAAUUUAUAGACCGUAUUGGAAAAUAAAAGUUUUUGUUGAAUAUUAA
Molecule: messenger RNA, 4223 nt
Organism: Coregonus clupeaformis (lake whitefish)
Lineage: Eukaryota; Metazoa; Chordata; Actinopteri; Salmoniformes; Salmonidae
Product: delta-1-pyrroline-5-carboxylate synthase-like
Exons: 17
Coding region: 821-2929 (702 amino acids)
Cellular component (GO): cytoplasm; mitochondrion
Molecular function (GO): glutamate-5-semialdehyde dehydrogenase (NADP+) activity; glutamate 5-kinase activity; ATP binding
Source: RefSeq, a predicted model, not a curated record